AUGACGGAUAUUUGUUACCGAUACCAAAAACCAAGGCAUCAUUCCAACGUUUGUCCCGAGCGGAGGCAAGCUAAUUUUAUAGAGGAUGUCAAUGAUGACGAAGAAAAUGACGAAGUUGUAGACGAUGAUUAUGCAGGGGCUGAGUUUGCAAUGGAGGAGGGAAUGGAAAGGCUUACUUUGGUUUUACAGAGUGUUCUUUUGGCACCAAAAGAGGAAGGGCAACGACACAUCAUUUUCUGUUCUCUUUGUUCAAUCAAAAAUAAAAUAUGUGAUGUGAUCGUAGACAAUGGGAGUUGCGAGAAUUUUGCGUCAAAAAAAUUGGUGGAGCAUUUGCAGCUACCAACAGAGACACAUAUCAGCCCUUAUUCACUGUGUUGGGUUAAAAAGGGACCUUCAGUUCGUGUUGCUGAGACUUUCCGCGUGCCACUCUCCAUUGGUAAGCAUUACAGAGAUGAUGUCAUAUGUGAUGUUAUUGAUAUGGAUGCAUGUCAUAUCUUGUUGGGGCGACCUUGGCAAUUUGAUGUGGAUGCAACCUUUAAGGGUCGAGAUAAUGUGAUAUUGUUUUCCUCGAAUAACCACAAGACUGCGAUGGCUACUAUAGUGCCCAGCGAGCAAGAGUUAAAUGAGGCAAUAAAAGAAGCAGAUUAUUUUUGUCCCAUGGUGUUGAAGGGGCUAUUAAAGGCCAUCAAAGAAGAAAAUGUAAUUCCUCCUGAAGUGCAACAGAUUUUGUCAAAAUUUCAGGAACUAUUUUCUGACAAGCUGCCAAACGAGAUGCCGCCGUUGAGAGAUAUACAACACCACAUUGAUUUGGUACCUGAGGCUAGUCUACCAAAUCUGCCACAUUAUCGCAUGAGCCCUAAGGAGAACGACAUCCUAAGAGAGCAUAUUGAAGAGUUGUUAUAG
Messenger RNA from Prunus armeniaca (apricot), 903 nucleotides. The record is from the annotation of a GenBank genome assembly. NCBI's taxonomy places the organism in Eukaryota, Viridiplantae, Streptophyta, Magnoliopsida, Rosales, Rosaceae.